Molecule: messenger RNA, 950 nt
Organism: Drosophila innubila
Lineage: Eukaryota; Metazoa; Arthropoda; Insecta; Diptera; Drosophilidae
Product: ryncolin-1-like
Exons: 3
Coding region: 34-876 (280 amino acids)
Source: RefSeq, a predicted model, not a curated record
UUCUCGACUUGUUUAGUUAGUUACAGUCACAAAAUGUGGUUUAAAAUACUUUGCACAACAUUAAUAAUAAAUGCACAUGCAAUACUUUCUGAUGCUAUUUAUAUUUCCGAGUUUAAUGAGACUAAUAUGAUUUCUUCGUUAAACUAUCAGUUAACCGAAUUGAGAACGGAGUUAGAAAGGCAAGAAAAGUUGCUGAAUGAUUUAGGCAAGAAAACAGAACUACAUCAUUUGAGAUCACACGAACGCAAUUGCGCCGAAGCAACUGUCAAUUCAAAGUCUAGUGGGAUCUACGAGAUACUUAUUCCCAGCUACAGUAAACACCCCUUUAGAGUAGCUUGCGAUGCGGACACUCGAGGGGGUGGUUGGACUGUCAUUUUGAGUCGUAUGGAUGGAAGUGUGGACUUUUAUCGAAAAUGGAAUGUUUAUAAAAAGGGAUUCGGAGAUCUGGAUGGCGAAUUCUUCUUGGGUUUGGAUAAAAUACAUGCCCUGACGGCAGUGCACAGUCAAGAGUUACUUGUAAUUCUCGAAGAUUUUGAGGGAGUGGAAAAGUUUGAGACGUAUGAAAAAUUUGCGAUCGGCGAUGAGGAUGAACUAUAUGUCUUACACACUCUUGGCAGAGCCAAUGGAACUGCUGGCGAUUCACUCCGAGUUCAUCAUUGCAGUAAAUUUUCUACCUUUGAUAAUGAUAAUGAUCUUGAUUCGGUUAACUGCGCCGAAAUGUACACUGGCGCCUGGUGGUACAAGCAAUGCCACGACAGCAACUUGGCGGGAAAAUAUAAGGAUAUUGUUUACAACAAGGGCGUCAUUUGGAACACUUUUCGGGGGUCCUAUUACUCACUUAAAAAAGCCGUAUUGAUGAUACGGCCAAGAAAGUAAACCUAUUUUCUGCAUUUAAUUUAUAUAUUUUUAAUUUUGAAACACAGAAUAAAAUAUUAUUUAAAUGUUAAGUU